Molecule: messenger RNA, 1205 nt
Organism: Psylliodes chrysocephalus
Lineage: Eukaryota; Metazoa; Arthropoda; Insecta; Coleoptera; Chrysomelidae
Source: the annotation of a GenBank genome assembly
AAGUAAUUUCAUUUAAAAUCUUUAACUUUUGAUAAACUUGUAACUACGAGGUCACUAUAUAUCAGAAGAGUUUAAUCUACCAAACUAUAUUAUGUAUUAUUUAUUAUAAUAGAAUACCCUUAUUAAAGUGUACAGAAUGAAGGCUAUUUAUCUUGUAUUAAUAUUAUAUCUCAUUAAAAGAAAAAUGGCUUUCACUCUCAACCCGCAAAGUCUACCAAUUGAAUCAAAAAAACUUUUAGUGCCAGGUCUUCCUGAAGUUGCAGAAGUAAUUAAGAAAAACCUAAAAACAAAUUUUGCUGAAGUUAGUGUAGAAGUGGUUGACUGCCCAGAUUUAACACAACAACCCUUCACUCUAGCCAGCCCAGGCCUUGGAGGGAAUACAAAAAUAGUUGAACUAGGAGGAAAUCCUUACUUGCUUCCUGUGGUUCACAAGGAAAAACUGUAUGAUCUAAAAGAUAUAGCAAAACUAAUAAAGUCUGAUCCUGCAUUUAUUAUAGGUGCUGGUGCAGGACCCAAUACAUAUAUUGGAGUUAAUUGUGAGGGAAUUUACAACUUAUUGCUUUCUAAUGGAGAAGUAGUAAAUCAGCAAACCAGAAUUUCUAAAGUUGAUUCCAAUGACGAUAAAGCCAUACAAGUAACAUUACCCCAGAAUGAAACACGUUUAGCUUUGUUAGGAAAUUUGUUUGUUUCUGAAGGAAAACCUGGAAAGGUCCUUAAAGUUUAUGCCAAAAAGCGGACUGGUGAAGACAACUUCAUUACUUCAAUAAGAAAUGCAAUAGUUAAGGAAUAUAAGGAACUAGUGGGUAUUGGUGGAGUGUUUUUAUUAAAAGAAGGCAAAGGUAAAUUCCACGUUAUGCGAGAUUUUUCAAAAACUCCCAUUGAAAACGAAGACCAAUUGAAUAAAUGGCUUAAAUUUUACAAUAUGUCGGCCCCGCUCAUUGGAGUAGGAACCUUAGUUAACAAUGAUGGGGGACCGCUUGACUUAAGAGUGCAACAUUUCCACAGUUUUAGUCACCAUGGAGAAGCAGGUCACUAUCACUAUGAUACCACACCUGAAGAUGCUGAAUAUUUAGGCUUCUUUAAUUUGGGCGAAGUGCUCUAUAGGAUAGAUAAACCAGAAAACACUCAUGGUUGGGGCAGAGAUUAAACAAAUAUUUGUAAUUAAAUGGACCAAUGUUGUUAUAAAUAUAAUUAUUAUAUUAUUA